AUGACUUCAUGGGCCUGUUUAUCACGCAACGAUGAUUACUUCCUGUCUCGCGUCAUCCUGCGAAUACGCUGGCAUUACACGACCCGAAACACACUCACUGAUCAGUUUGCGAUUUAUCUCCCGCGGAGUCGAGAAAUAUCACUGAGGUCUCAACCAAUCCUCUGGAGUCGCAUGUUCCAUACACAUUAUCCUCUCCAACUCUCCUCCGCUAAGCCAACGCCAUGGCCCAGUUCUUUUUUCCUUUCCUUGUUCGGCUUCACCAUCACCAUCAUCGUCGUCGUCAUCAUCAUCAUCAUCAACAACAACAACAAGUACAACAUCAGCGUGACGGUUUUCUACAAAUUCCACAUAUCGUUAAACGCGUCCAACUCAACAACACUUCCUCAACCGACUUUUCUCAUGACUUCAUCGGGAUCUUCGUCGCGUUCGGGUGCUACUUCAGAGUCGUCGGCCCCAAUCUCGACACCACCGACCGACCCUAGCCCCAUUCGCCUCGAAUACGUCCAAGUGGCUCUCACUCCUCGAGAACACAAGAUUGUCUCUUAUUCCAACGAGCUUUACAAGUUCCACAAGCGAUUGUGGCUGGAUGCAUUAAAACAGGGCGAAGCUGGAGCAGCAUUUCAAGCGAAGAGUGACCUGGCAAAAGCGUCGUCACGCCAGCGACAUCGUAAUAGUUCAACAAUCGAAGGCGUCAAGCGGCCAGCAUCAGCACCUCCCAUUAACAUUAAAUGGUAG
Cantharellus anzutake is the source of this 735-nucleotide messenger RNA. RefSeq lists its product as uncharacterized. The record is from RefSeq and is a predicted model, not a curated record. Lineage: Eukaryota; Fungi; Basidiomycota; Agaricomycetes; Cantharellales; Hydnaceae. The transcript is spliced from 6 exons. Bases 1 to 735 code for a protein of 244 amino acids.